CGAGCGGCGGGAGCGCAGCGCAGGGAGCGGACGGGCCGGGCCGGGAGCGGCGGCGGGAUGAGGAUGCGCGGGUUGUGGGUGCUGGUGCUGCUGCUGGGGCUGGCUCAGAUCGCCCUCGUGGCGCGGGGCGCGGCCGCACAGGAGGAGGAUGGCGACAGAGAAUCUGUUACAAAUGAAGCUGAUGAUGAAGGUGAUGAUGACGAUGAUGAAGAAGAUGACGAAGAUGACGAUGAUUCUGUAGUUAAAGAAGAAAAUGGUGUGUUAGUCUUGAAUGAUGCAAACUUUGACAGCUUCACUGCAGACAAGGAUACUGUGCUGCUGGAGUUCUACGCACCAUGGUGUGGGCACUGCAAGCAGUUUGCUCCUGAGUAUGAGAAGAUAGCCAAAACUCUGAAGGAAAAUGACCCUCCUAUUCCUGUAGCCAAAAUAGAUGCUACUGCAGCCACUUCACUGUCGAGUCGUUUUGAUGUCAGUGGCUAUCCAACCAUCAAAAUCCUGAAAAAAGGCCAAGCUGUUGACUACGAUGGGUCUCGGACAGAAGAUGCUAUUGUGGCCAAAGUCAAGGAGGUUUCUGACCCCAACUGGACCCCUCCACCCGAAGCUACUCUGGUAUUGACCCAGGAUAAUUUUGACGAAGUUGUGAAUGAUGCCGACAUAAUCCUUGUGGAGUUCUAUGCUCCAUGGUGUGGCCACUGCAAGAGGCUUGCUCCAGAGUACGAGAAGGCUGCCCAGGAGCUCAGCAAGCGCACGCCUCCCAUCCCCCUGGCUAAAGUCGACGCCACGGCUGAAACGGAGCUCGCAAAGAAGUUUGAUGUUACUGGCUACCCAACUCUCAAAAUCUUCCGCAAGGGCAAGCCUUAUGACUACAGUGGUCCACGGGAAAAAUACGGUAUUGUCGACUACAUGAUUGAACAGGCUGGUCCUCCAUCCAAACAGAUUCAGGCUACCAAGCAGGUACAAGAAUUUCUGAAGGAUGGGGAUGAUGUCAUCAUCAUUGGUGUCUUUAGUGGAGAGAAUGACAAAACCUAUCAGCUCUAUCAGGAAGCAGCUAAUGGUUUGAGAGAAGAUUAUAAGUUCCAUCACACCUUCAGCAACGAGAUUGCAAAACUAUUGAAAGUUUCUCCAGGAAAACUGGUUGUCAUGCAGCCAGAAAAAUUUCAGUCGAAGCACGAGCCCAAGAUGCACGUUCUGAAUCUUAAAGACUCUACAGAUGGAUCUGAGAUUAAAGAGCACGUGCUAAAACAUGCUUUGCCUCUAGUUGGUCAUCGCAAGCCUUCCAACGAUGCCAAGAGAUACUCCAAGCGUCCUCUGGUGGUUGUCUACUACUCUGUGGACUUCAGUUUCGACUAUCGUGUUGCUACUCAAUACUGGAGAAGCAAAGUCCUGGAAGUGGCUAAAGACUUCCCUGAAUAUGUGUUUGCUGUUUCUGAUGAGGAAGAUUAUUCUUCUGAAAUAAAAGAUUUGGGCCUGCUUGAGAGUGGAGAGGAUGUCAACGCUGCCAUUCUGGAUGAAGGUGGCAAGAAGUACGCCAUGGAGCCAGAAGAGUUUGACUCUGAUGUACUCAGGCAGUUUGUGGUGGCAUUCAAAAAAGGAAAACUGAAGCCAAUUGUGAAGUCCCAGCCAGUGCCAAAAAAUAACAAAGGGCCUGUGAAAGUGGUAGUGGGUAAAACUUUUGAUACCAUAGUGAUGGAUCCAAAGAAUGAUGUUCUUAUAGAAUUCUAUGCCCCAUGGUGUGGACACUGCAAGAAACUAGAACCAGUGUAUAAUGAGCUAGGCAAAAAAUACAAGAAUGAGAAAAAUCUGAUUAUAGCCAAGAUGGAUGCCACUGCCAACGACGUGACGAAUGACCACUACAAAGUGGAGGGAUUCCCCACCAUCUACUUUGCUCCAAAGGACAAGAAGAACAACCCGAUUAAAUUUGAAGGCGGGGACAGAGAUUUAGAGCAUUUGAGCAAAUUUAUAGAGGAACAUGCAACAAAACUCUCCAGAACAAAAGAAGAGCUUUAGAUAAGAUGAGGGUGGAGAAGAAAAGUUGUUUGUACAAUGUAGUUAAAAUCAAGUCACUGACAAAACUUGGUGAGAGAAGAAUUAAGCAGUUUUGAGAAAAGAGAUUCUUGAGCAGUAAAGCAAUUUCAGUAUCUUUUUUUUUUUUUAUAUGGCAGAUGAGUUUUUUCUGGACACUGAACUUAAUACUCUAAUAUGAAUGUCUUAUGUUAGUUACGGUUUUGAUCUUUGGAGAAAAAUACAUCCUUUAUUUUUUGUGACUA
Haemorhous mexicanus (house finch) is the source of this 2267-nucleotide messenger RNA. RefSeq names its product protein disulfide isomerase family A member 4 (gene PDIA4). Gene Ontology annotation, biological process: protein folding; response to endoplasmic reticulum stress. Bases 58 to 2007 code for a protein of 649 amino acids. Lineage: Eukaryota; Metazoa; Chordata; Aves; Passeriformes; Fringillidae. The record is from RefSeq and is a predicted model, not a curated record. Gene Ontology annotation, cellular component: endoplasmic reticulum; endoplasmic reticulum lumen; cell surface. Gene Ontology annotation, molecular function: protein disulfide isomerase activity. The transcript is spliced from 10 exons.